This is a messenger RNA of Kwoniella botswanensis, 1467 nucleotides long. RefSeq lists its product as uncharacterized. The transcript is spliced from 6 exons. Lineage: Eukaryota; Fungi; Basidiomycota; Tremellomycetes; Tremellales; Cryptococcaceae. The record is from RefSeq and is a predicted model, not a curated record. Gene Ontology annotation, molecular function: UDP-glycosyltransferase activity. Bases 1 to 1467 code for a protein of 488 amino acids.
AUGUUAAAAUCAAGAUCAAAACUUCUGUUCCUCACUUGUUGCGAAGCGGGUCAAGCGAAUAUACAACUAUCAGUGAUCAACAAACUACAAUCUCUCCAUGGUGAAGAUCUAGAUAUUUACCUGUGCUCGUUCGAGUCGCUCAUGAAAAGAUGCCCGGGCAAUGUGACGUUUUUGACGAUCAAGGGUAAAGGGAUGAUUCAGCAUUUCUUGGAUAGAUAUGAUGAUAGUGAGGUUGAUAAUGGGAGAAAAGGAGGCCUACUCAAACACUUAUUCACUCCACCGGGUUUCUUUGGAGCUAUCAAACUCGCUUUAUCCAUGACCAAUAUCCUCCAUGCGGAGGAGCCGUCAGAUUACGUCUACUAUGCUCAACAGUGCGAACAGAUCAUCUCUGACCUCGAUCCCGAUUUCAUCGUUUGCGACGCAGUGUUUGAACCUGGUAGAGAUGCUAUAAUGAAAUUGGGAAGGAAGUGUAUACUCCUCAGUCCGAAUACUUUCAAAGAUCUGGCAACUGCUCAACAAGGUAAAGAUGUCUUCAAAUGGCCAUGUCCCGGGACAGGUUAUCCAUACCCUCUUCCAUGGUAUCUCCGAACCCUCAACACCCUCGCAUUCAUAUUCUUCGCCAAGUGGGUUCUGAAAUACGACGGGCGACAUCGACUAUUCAACAAAGCAAGAAAUCAAUCCGGUUUCACAGGGAACCUACCAAUGUUUCAAAAUAAGUCUUCACUCCAAACGAAUUUCUUGUGCGUAUCAAAUGAGAAAGUAGAAAUUCCGGGUAAAAUUCCAAGAUGGUUGAAAUGCUGUGGACCGAUACUUUUACCUUUCAAACCUUUAGAAAGUAUUGAUAUGGAUUUAUAUAAAUGGGUAAUGAAAAGACCUACUGUACUGAUUGUUUUGGGUACUCAUUAUAAGACUUCACGCGAAUUCGCCAAUAACAUGUUAAUUUCCAUUAGAAUUUUAUUGGAUAAGAGAAAGGAUGUACAGGUAUUAUGGAAAUUGCAGAAAUACGGUCAUUUCGAUAUAAAUGAUGGGCAAGAUCAAGUGGAUAGAUUGAAAAUUGUCGAUUGGCUUAAACCAGAUCCACUGGCGAUAUUGAAAACUGGUAAUGUGAUUUGUUUCGUUAAUCAUGGUGGAAGUAAUUCGUACCAUGAGGGUUUAGCUACCGGAACACCCCAGAUCCUCAUGCCUGCCUGGAUAGACUGCUAUGAUUUCGCUGGAAGAUUGUCUUACUUCAAUAAUGGAGUAUGGGGUAAUGCCAAAGCUGCUCCCGGUAUCUCUCAACCUGAAUUCACCAGAGCUCUCCUUAGGGUAGUAGGAGCCACACCAGCUGCUCCCGAAGCACAGAAGAUGAGAGCUAGAUGUAAAGAGUUGGCUGAUAUUGUCGCUGAGAACGGUACGAGGGAAGGAAGUACAAUUGCCGCUGAGAGUAUCUGGGAGGAAUUACAACUCGAAUUAACUAAGAAGAAGUGA